CACUCUGGCUGGGCGGGAAAGCUCGAACAGCGCUGCCGGGCUGGAGACUGCGGGAGCCGCUGCUCUCCGGCUGAGGGAACCAGAGACAGCUCCGUCCCUAACGGAGCACCGGGGAGGCAGGAGUCAUGACGGGCGAGGUGGGUUCUGAGGUUCGCCUGGAAAUCAAUGAUCCAAAAGUCAUUUCACAAGAGGAAGCAGAUAGUCCUUCAGAUAGUGGACAGGGCAGCUGUGAAACAAUUGGACCCUUGAGUGAAGGAGAUUCAGAUGAAGAGAUAUUUGUAAGUAAGAAGUUGAAAAACAGGAAGGUUCUACAAGACAGUGAUUCCGAAACAGAGGACACAAAUGCCUCUCCAGAGAAAACUACCUAUGACAGUGCCGAGGAGGAAAAUAAAGAGAAUUUUUAUGCUGGGAAGAAUACAAAAAUCAAAAGGAUUUACAAAAUUCUGGCAGACAGUGAUGAAAGUUACAUGGAGAAGUCUUUGUAUCAGGAAAAUCUCGAAGUGCAAGUGAAACCUUGCUUAGAGCUGAGUCUUCAGUCUGGAAACUCUACGGACUUUACCAUUGACAUAAAGAGUUCCAAAAAGCACACAAAUGAUAAAGAAGGAACUGCAGGAAAAGCAAAAGUAAAAUCGAAAAGAAGACUUGAGAAAGAGGAGAGAAAAAUGGAAAAAAUUAGACAGCUGAAAAAGAAGGAAACAAAAAACCAGGAAGAUGAUGUAGAACAGCCAUUUAAUGACAGUGGCUGUCUUAUUAUGGAUAAAGACCUUUUUGAAACUGGGUUGGAGGAUGAAAAUAACUCUCCAUUGGAAGAUGAAGAGUCAAUAGAAUCAAUAAGAGCAGCUGUAAAAAACAAAGUAAAAAAGCACAAGAAAACAGAACUAUCUUUGGAGAGUGGGGUCUAUUCAUUUGAGGAAGAAAGUGAGUUACCAAAAGGAACCACGAGGAAGGAAAGAAAGGCAGCCAAAUUAAGUAAAGAAGCAUUAAAACAACUGCAUAGUGAGACUCAGCGCCUUAUUCGAGAGUCUGCACUUAACCUUCCGUAUCAUAUGCCUGAGAAUAAAACCAUUCACGAUUUCUUCAAACGUAAACCCCGGCCCACUUGCCAGGGAAAUGCCAUGGCACUACUGAAGUCAUCUAAAUAUCAGUCAAGCCAUCACAAAGAAAUCACAGACACUGCAAAUACCACUGAAAUGAACAGUUAUCACCACAGUAAAGGUUCUGAGCAGACAACGGGUGCAAAAAAUGAAGUGGAAAUUAAUGCACUCCCUGUGGUUUCAAAGGAAACCCAGAUCAUUACUGGAUCAGAUGAGUCUUCUGGGAAGGAUUUGGUAAAAAAUGAAGAGCUAGAAAUUCAGGAGAAACAGAAGCAGAGUGACAUUAGACCUUCACCUGGGGACAGCUCGGUGGUGCAACAGGAAUCCAACUUCCUUGGGAACAAUCACAGUGAGGAAUGUCAGGUUGGAGGGCUUGUAGCAUUUGAACCUCAUGCCCUGGAGGGUGAAGACCCCCAAAAUCCAGAAGAAACAGAUGAGAAAGUGGAAGAGCCUGGGCAGCAAAAUAAAUCAUCAGCAGUUGUGCCACCUGAAAAAGUGAGAAGAUUUACUCUGGAUAGACUUAAGCAACUGGGAGUAGAUGUUUCCAUUAAACCACGGCUAGGUGCUGAUGAAGAUUCCUUUGUGAUACUUGAUGAACCUGAAACCAACAGAGGUAAUCCUUUAAAUUGUGGGGAGUCUCCCUGGUGUGAUUAUCCUGGUAGCUUUUGAUUAUUGACCACUGUCGAGGAGAGAGAACAUAGAAGAAAUCAAUAACCACAUGUGAUCUUAUCCUGCAGUUGUUCCAGAUAUGGGCAGAAUCCCUUUUAGAGAAAUUUGGCAGGGUAUCAGAAUGAUCUAAGCCAUGUUUAAAAUGGAAGUCUGUUGGCCAGGUGUAGUGGCUAACGCCUGUAAUCCCAGCACUUUGGGAUGCUAAGGCGGGCAGAUCACGAGGUCAGGAGUUUGAGACCAGCCUGGCCAAUAUAGUGAAACCUGUCUGUACUAAAAAUACAAAAAUUAGCCCGGCAUGGUGGCAUGCAUCUGUAGUCCUAGCUACUUGGGAGGCUGGGACAGGAGAAUUACUUGAACCCAGGAGGCAGAGGUUGCAGUGAGCUGAGACUGCACCAUUGCACUCCAGCCUGGGUGACGGAGUGAGACUCUCUCAAAAAA
Mandrillus leucophaeus (drill) is the source of this 2201-nucleotide messenger RNA. Its product is annotated as claspin-like. The transcript is spliced from 8 exons. Bases 126 to 1763 code for a protein of 545 amino acids. Gene Ontology annotation, molecular function: anaphase-promoting complex binding. The record is from RefSeq and is a predicted model, not a curated record. NCBI's taxonomy places the organism in Eukaryota, Metazoa, Chordata, Mammalia, Primates, Cercopithecidae. Gene Ontology annotation, biological process: activation of protein kinase activity; mitotic G2 DNA damage checkpoint signaling; mitotic DNA replication checkpoint signaling.